Rhinocladiella mackenziei CBS 650.93 is the source of this 1584-nucleotide messenger RNA. RefSeq lists its product as uncharacterized. Lineage: Eukaryota; Fungi; Ascomycota; Eurotiomycetes; Chaetothyriales; Herpotrichiellaceae. The record is from RefSeq and is a predicted model, not a curated record. The coding region runs from base 1 to 1584 and encodes 527 amino acids. Gene Ontology annotation, molecular function: hydrolase activity, acting on carbon-nitrogen (but not peptide) bonds. The transcript has 4 exons.
AUGGCAGCAAAAUCAUCGGUUCUCCUCCGCGGUGGGACCGUGCUCACUCACUCUGCCGACGACCAUGUCAUUCCACUCUACGAUACUGAUGUGCUGGUCCGUGACAACGUCAUCGCGGAGGUGCGCAAAAACAUCGCUCCCUUGUCCGAACAGACAGAAAUUAUCGACUGUCAAGGCAAGAUUGUGUCUCCUGGCUUCGUCGACACGCACCAUCAUCUCUGGCAGACCCAGUUGAAGGGUAGACAUGCGGAACAAGGGUUACUUUCGUACAUGGUGUCUGGAAACAUGAUGUCUUAUGCCUACACUUCCGAAGACGCCUACUGGGGCCAAUUAUCCGGUUGUCUCGAGGCUCUCAAUGCGGGAACGACGCUCGUCCUUGACCAUGCGCACCUUGCCUACACUCCUGAACAUGCAAAUUCUGCUUUAUCAGCCACUAUCGACUCGGGCAUACGGUCCAUCUUCGCUUAUACGGUCCCUUUUCGACUGUCUCAUUGGGAUCAGUCUAGUUGUACGCCAAGCCAUGAUCUCCUCCCUGACUGGGCAAUGAAGCAGCUUGAAGACUGGGUCGAAAAAUACAAUCGUCCAGCCUCGACAUCUGCUCCUGAGGCGCCAGGGAUCGUUGAAGUAGGUAUGGGCUUUGAUUUGUGGUUCUUGCCCAAGGAAAUGGUGUUGGACAUGUUUGAACGACUGAGAAAGAAAGGCCUCAGAGUUCUUACCACACAUACGGGGAGAAAUGUUCUUAUGGGCCUUCAGUCCAUCAUUCCAAUGUUCUCAUCUUACAAUCUCCUUCGACCCCCCUACCCACCCUCUGACAAUAAGCCGACACUCCCAUUCCUCCUCCUUUCGCACUGCAACGGAAUUCCGGAUACAGAUCUUUCUCUUCUCACUUCGACCGGGACCCCGGUUUCUAGCACACCGGAUACGGAAUCCCAAAUGAUGGGGUUUCCAUUGGCUCUUCAUCCAGCCUUCCAAACCACUCGCUCCGCAAAUGCUUCCCUGGGAAUAGACUGCCACAGCAACAACCCCUCAAGCAUCCCUCUUCAAGCCCGGGCGUUGCUUUACCUCACCCGCGCCGAAACUAAUUCCCACAUCACCGCGGAUGAUAAGUUUCCAUCACGCAAUGUCACCGGCACAUCUGAAACGGCAUUCAAUCUUGCAACCAUCCGCGGCGCCAGAUGCUUGGGUCUCGAUAGCGAAGUUGGAAGUAUCGCCAAAGGCAAGCGGGCCGAUCUCGUUGUUUUCGACGCGCAAAACAGUGUUGGUAUGCUUGGAGCUGCAGAAUAUGACCCGGUUGUUGCGGUAGUGAGAUUCAGUGAGACUGCGGAUAUCGAAACUGUCAUCGUCAAUGGCGUUGUCAGGAAGAGAGAUGGAAAAUUGGUCGAUGUAAGUGUCAGCGCCGAUGGUGUGAGUGGGAAACGUGUAGGGGGCACAACUACAAUUACUCCCUGGUCACGGAUCGCAGAGCAAGUGAGAAAGACGCAAAGGGAGAUCCAGGUCAGGAUUGACAAGUUAAAUCUGGAGUUGGGGAGGGAGACUCUUUUGGAUGCCUGGCAUGUGGAUCAGACUAAGCUUGUCGAUGUAUGA